Messenger RNA from Hevea brasiliensis (rubber tree), 4015 nucleotides. RefSeq names its product kinesin-like protein KIN-4A. Gene Ontology annotation, molecular function: microtubule motor activity; ATP binding; microtubule binding. Bases 456 to 3554 code for a protein of 1032 amino acids. Lineage: Eukaryota; Viridiplantae; Streptophyta; Magnoliopsida; Malpighiales; Euphorbiaceae. The transcript is spliced from 26 exons. Gene Ontology annotation, biological process: mitotic spindle organization; microtubule-based movement. The record is from RefSeq and is a predicted model, not a curated record.
AUCAUAGAACGUAAAUAGCAACUACUCUACUGGUAUGGCCAGUAUAUACCCACCACCCGCAUCAUCAACGGAAAUGGCUUUUUGGUUUGGUCAGUGUUCUAUACCAUACUUUAACACACACUCGCUGCUCGCAGGAGAAGGAGGAAGAGCAGUGAACCACCAGGAAAAUGAUAGUGUGAAGUGUGAUUGAUUGAAGCUAAGCUAAAGGUUGCAGUUACCUCCUCUAGCCUACCUUCUGGUGCCUCCACUUUUCAAACCCCUCCGCUUCCCCCCCAAUUUCAUUAACUACCAACCUUCUUUCUCUCUCUCGAAACCACCUUCGCUUUCUCUCUCUCGUUGCAGCAUCAUUUUCUCUUUCUUAAUCCAAUCUGAUUUGAUUGGAUACUCAGAAAUUAAUCCUCACAUAAUUCUCCGUUUCUUUCUGUUAUUUUUCUUUUUCUUUAUAUUUUGUAAUCAUGGAGGCGUCGGAGAAUUGUAGUGUUAAGGUUGCAGUUCAUAUUCGUCCGCUUAUCGGCCAUGAACGAGUUCAAGGUUGCAAAGAAUGUGUCACUGUUACGCCUGGGAAGCCACAGGUACAAAUCGGUACACAUUCUUUUACAUUUGACCGUGUCUAUGGAAAUGGAGGUUCUCCAUCAUCCAGCAUGUUUGAAGAAUGCGUUGCUCCACUUGUCGAUGGGUUGUUCCAGGGAUACAAUGCCACUGUACUUGCAUAUGGUCAGACAGGAUCAGGGAAAACGUAUACGAUGGGUACUAGCUUCAAAGAUGGUAGCCAGACUGGAUUGAUUCCACAAGUUAUGAAUGCUCUAUUCAAUAAGGUUGAGACAUUAAAGCAUCAAACAGAAUUCCAGUUGCAUGUGUCCUUCAUAGAGAUUCUAAAAGAAGAAGUGAGAGACUUGCUGGAUACUGUAUCUGUGAGCAAAUCAAUUGCUGCUAAUGGACAUGGGAAAGUUGCUGUUCCUGGGAGGUCUCCAAUUCAAAUACGUGAAUCGUCAAAUGGAGUUAUUACACUAGCAGGAUCAACUGAAGUACCUGUUAGUACAUUAGAGGAAAUGGCUGCUUGCCUGGAGCAAGGAUCAUUAAGUAGGGCAACAGGAAGUACAAAUAUGAACAACCAGUCCAGUCGGUCGCAUGCAAUUUUCACGAUCACAUUAGAACAGGUGUGCAAUCUGCAUUCAGUUUCUCCUGUUAAUGACACUCCAGAUGAGGAUACGGGUGAAGAGUAUAUCUGUGCUAAGUUCCAUUUGGUAGAUCUAGCUGGAUCUGAACGAGCAAAAAGAACUGGUUCUGAUGGUCUUCGUUUGAAAGAAGGUAUUCACAUUAAUAGGGGGCUUCUGGCACUUGGUAACGUCAUAAGUGCACUUGGGGAUAACAAAAAGCGAAAAGAAGGAGUGCAUGUUCCCUACCGAGACAGUAAACUGACUCGACUCUUGCAGGAUUCACUAGGUGGAAACAGCAAGACUUUUAUGAUCGCUUGCAUCAGUCCUGCUGACAUCAAUGCUGAGGAAACUCUCAACACUCUCAAAUAUGCAAAUCGUGCUCGAAACAUUCAGAAUAAGCCUGUAGUUAAUAGAGACUUAAUGUCCAAUGAGGUGCAACAGAUGCGCCGACAGCUAAAAUACCUACAGGCAGAACUUUGUGCUAGGGGGGGAGGAGCUCCAUCAGAUGAAGUCCAGGUGCUGAAGGAAAGGAUUGCUUGGCUUGAAGCUACCAAUGAUGAACUUUCUCGAGAACUUCAUGAAUACUGCAGCCAUUGUGCUGUUGUAGAACAGUGUGAAAUUGAUUCCCAAGAAGGUCAUGCCUAUUCUUCAAAAAGUGACAGACUUAAGAGAGACUUUCAGAGUAUGGACUCAUCUGAUUUUCAAAUGGAUGAAGCCUUAUCAGGUGAAAGUUCUGGGGAAAUUGAUGAAGCAGCAAAAGAAAUGGAGCAUGCACUUAUGCAAAUUACCAUGGAUAAAGAAUUGAAUGAACUAAACAGACGUUUGGGGCAAAAAGAGUCCGAGAUGAAACUUUGUGAAGGGGUUGACACUGAAGCUUUGAAACAACACUUUAGGAAGAAAAUCAAGGAGCUCGAGGAAGAGAAAAGAAUUGUUCAGCAAGAGCGGGAUCGUUUGUUGGCUGAAAUUGAGAACCUUGCUGCUAAUUCUGAUGGACAAACACAGAAAAUACAAGAUAUUCAUUCACAGAAACUAAAAGCACUUGAGGCACAGAUUUUAGAUCUUAAAAAGAAAGAAGAUAGGCAGGUUGAGCUUUUAAAGCAAAAACAAAGAAGUGAAGAAGCAGCAAAAAGGUUGCAAGCUGAAAUACAGCAAAUCAAGGGACAAAAGGUUCAGUUGCAGCACAAGAUAAAACAAGAGGCAGAACAAUUUCGACAAUGGAAGGCAUCGAGAGAGAAGGAAGUGCUGCAGCUUAGGAAGGAAGGCAGGAGAAAUGAGUAUGAGCGACAUAAACUUGAAGCAUUGCAUCAACGACAGAAACUGGUUCUUCAAAGAAAGACAGAAGAAGCAGCAAUGGCUACCAGAAGGUUAAAGGAGCUGUUGGAAGCUCGAAAGUCUUCAGCACGUGAGAAUUCAGUUAAUUCAAAUGGACAUGCAUCAUCUGGGCAGGGAAAUGAAAAAUCUUUACAAAGGUGGAUUGAUCAUGAGCUGGAAGUCAUGGUGAAUGUGCAUGAAGUUCGUUUUCAGUAUGAGAAACAGAGACAAGAACAAACUGCACUGGCAGAGGAAUUAGCCUCGUUGAAACAAGUAGAUCAGCUUGGUCAUAAUGCGCAAAGUCCACAUGAGGUGAAGAAUGGACAUUCAAGAUUAUUGUUGAUGUCACCAAAUGCAAGAAUGGCAAGAAUAAAUUCUCUAGAGAAUAUGCUGAGCAUAUCUUCAAAUGCGCUAAUGGCAAUGGCCUCACAACUUUCAGAGGCAGGAGAAAGGGAGCGUUCCAUAAUUGGUCGUGGACAUUGGAACCAACUACGCUCAAUGGGAGAAGCUAAGAACCUGCUCCAGUAUAUGUUUACUACUGCUUCAGAAGCGAGGUGCCAGCUGUGGGAUAAAGAUAUGGAAAUCAAGGAACUGAAAGACCAACUAAAUGAGAUUGUAACUCUUUUGCGACAAAGUGAGGCCCAGAGGAAAGAACUUGAAAAGGAGCAGAAGAUGAGGGAGCAAGCUGUUGCCAUUGCCUUAGCUACAUCAGCUUCAGGUAGCUCACGCAGUUUGUCUAAGCACUAUAUCGAUGAUAUCAGUGGUUCCUUGUCCCCAAUGUCACUUCCAGCGCCAAAGCAACUGAAAUUUACACCUGGGAUUGUUAAUGGGCCUGUCAGAGAGUCGGCGGCGUUUCUAGAUCAGACACGGAAGAUGGUACCAGUUGGGCAGUUUCCAAUGAAGAAACUGGUAGCUGCUGGCCAAACUGGAAAACUCUGGAGGUGGAAGAGAAGUCAUCAUCAGUGGUUGCUUCAGUUCAAAUGGAAGUGGCAGAAGCCAUGGAAGCUCUCAGAAUGGAUCAAACACAGUGAUGAGACAAUAAUGAGAUCAAGGCCUCGCCCACAGGCUCUUGUUGACAUCAUAUGACUACUGCAUUUUUCAACAGUUAACCUUGCUGCUGUAUGUACAACUUGAUUACUAUAAAUGGAUCUGACACAUCUCACUGAGACCAAGAAUGAAUGAAGAAAUGUGUAUUGGGAAGGUGGUGUCCUCCAUGGUCAAAUUGGUGUUCAGAAAUUCAUGAGGCUGAUACUGUCUUUGGACUGAACUGGUAAAUCAUAAAAUACAAAGAUCUUGUUAUGCCUGAUGGGCUCUCAACGGUUCUGGAAAAUGGCAGUGGUUUUGUGACUGCCGCAUGAUCGCAUAUAGCAGAUCAUGUUAUUCGUGAUUUCUACUGCAUAAUGUAGAUUUUCUCUGUUAAUUUUUUAUGUUAUUGCUGUCAUAAUUGGUGAAAGAGAGGAAAUCAUCCACCUGAGUGCAGGUUUUGUGUAAAAGUUAUUUCAAAUCUGCUGUAUAUAUAUUUGAUUUUGUUUCGAGUUUUGUCUUAA